Molecule: messenger RNA, 837 nt
Organism: Morchella importuna
Lineage: Eukaryota; Fungi; Ascomycota; Pezizomycetes; Pezizales; Morchellaceae
Exons: 5
Coding region: 1-837 (278 amino acids)
Source: RefSeq, a predicted model, not a curated record
AUGGCAAGUUUAACUUCGAUCGCACCUGGAUAUGGGUUUGGAAGCCCUCAUUCCCAGCAAGGAGCUAUGAUUCGUGGAGGUCAAUCAGUGAUUGAGGAGCCAGUGGUGGAGCAUGAACACCACCAUGUGCACCAUCAUAUCGACCAUGGCAAUGUGAAUGUUGCCGCCCAGGUAGCGGUGCGCCCCCGAGCUGUCCAACGUGAAUACUCCUACGACGACCUAUACGACCGUGACCGUCGUUAUGGGUCUGGUGCCUCUCUUGGUUCUCUUGGUCGUGUUGGUAUCAACUCACGUUUUGCCCGCAGUGACAUUGACCUCAACCUCGACUCAUCCUUCCGAACAGGCCGCAGAGGAAGUGUCUACGAUGAACGUGAAUCUGAAUACGCCAUUAUCGAUGUCCCGGCCGGGACCAGAAGAGUAACCGUAGACAUGGCGAGGGAAAGGGAACAGGAAGCCCCCAGCUGGAGACGCGAUAAUGGAGUGAGACGUUCAAGAGGACUCGGAAACGAGCUGUGGACUGAGAUCACGAAAGAUUUGGUGACGAGGGAGGCAAUCGAGGAUUGCGGGUACCAGUAUGAGGAGACAGAGUUCUUCUACUACAUCUUCGAGUACUUGCACCGUGAUCAGAUCGCGGAACUGACAGAUCUCACUACCGAUAUCAGACGACAGAGGGUUAGGGAUAUCGAAUAUGAAUCGAUCGCCGGCCGGGAACGCGACAGGGAACGGGAGAGGAGGACUCUCGACUGGGAUCGUGAGGACUCCCGCACUGAAAUUAUUAUCGAGAGUGGUAGGAGCAAUGCCAAUGCGGGUGGGCGCCGCCGCCGGUACUACUAUUAA